Molecule: messenger RNA, 603 nt
Organism: Rotaria sp. Silwood1
Lineage: Eukaryota; Metazoa; Rotifera; Eurotatoria; Philodinida; Philodinidae
Source: the annotation of a GenBank genome assembly
AUGGAGAUGCCACCAAUCCAUAUGUGUGCUUUUUUAAAUUAUGAAAAUGAACGAUUAAAAACAAAAAUAGCCGAUCUUAAAAGACAUAUAGCACAUCUUGAAAGAAUAAUUGCAGAAAAAAAUCUUGAUCAUAUUCAUUCAUGUUCAAUAUCAUGUCAAACAGAUAUUACUGUUCCACGUCGUCCAAGCCCAACAGGAAGAUUACCUACCGAAGAACAACUACGUUUACAUCGUCUUUUAAAAGCUCAAAAUGAUUUAUUAAAAAAAUAUGAAAAUGAAAGUAUACGUGAUCGACAAGAAGCAUCUUCAUCAAAACUUAUUCAUGAUUAUGAACGACGUUUAAUACAAUGUGAAAAAGAAAAAGAAGAAGCAGAAAAACGUGCUAUGUGCGCACAAAAACGUAUGGAAAAAUUUGAAGAACGCUAUGAACGUAUGAAGAAAGAAUUAAGUGCGCUUGAUGAAAAUUUUUUUGAUGAUAUUGAAGAUUUAAAAUUUGCUUUACAACAAGCAAAUAAUCUUAAUCGAGAAUAUGAAAAAACUGUGCAAAUGUUAAGUGAUCGUCUCGGUAUUCCAUAUCCAAGGGUAGUAGUUAAAAGAAAAUAG